Molecule: messenger RNA, 1424 nt
Organism: Anolis sagrei ordinatus
Lineage: Eukaryota; Metazoa; Chordata; Lepidosauria; Squamata; Anolidae
Gene: FHL1
Product: four and a half LIM domains 1
Biological process (GO): muscle organ development
Molecular function (GO): transmembrane transporter binding
Source: RefSeq, a predicted model, not a curated record
UCCCUUUCCCCUUCCCUUCCCUUUGAAGCCACCCUCCUCCUACCUUCCUCCUCCUCCUCCUCCUCCUGGGCUCCACCCAAGAGCAAACCCUCUCCUUGCUCUUGGCUCAGACUCCUCUGCUUUGCGCCUGACUCUCUCUCAGCAGCUGCUCUCUUCACUUCUCUUCAGCUGGGCAUCAGGGGCCCAGCAGUUACACCGUGGGCACCAUGUCGGAGCGCUUCGACUGCCACUACUGCCGUGAGAACUUGCACGGGAAGAAAUAUGUGCAGAAGGAAGGCCGCCACUGCUGCGUCAAGUGCUUUGAGAAGUUCUGCGCCAACACCUGUGCCGAGUGUCGGAAACCCAUUGGAGCGGAUACCAAGGAGCUGCAUUUCAAGAACCGCUACUGGCACGAGAAUUGUUUCCGCUGCUUCAAGUGCUACACAUCCCUGGUGAACGAGCCCUUCAUGCUGAAGGAGAACAACAAGGUCUGGUGCAACAAGUGCACCACCACUGAGGAUGCGCCCCGCUGCAAGGGCUGCCUGAAGCCCAUCGUGGCAGGUGACCAGAACGUGGAGUACAAGAAGACUGUCUGGCACAAGGACUGCUUCACCUGCGACCAGUGCAAGAAGGUGAUCGGCACGGCCAGCUUCUUCCCCAAAGGGGAUGAGAUCUACUGUGUCACCUGCCAUGAGCACAAAUUUGCUAAGACCUGUGUGAAGUGCAAGAAUGCCAUCACCUCCGGAGGAGUUGCCUACCAGGACCGCCCCUACCAUGCUGAGUGCUUUGUGUGCGCCACUUGCUCCAAGAAGCUGGGUGGGCAGCGCUUCACGGCUGUGGAGGACCUGUUCUACUGCGUGGAUUGCUACAAGAACUUUGUGGCCAAGAAAUGCAGCGGAUGCAAGAACCCCAUCACGGGCUUUGGGAAAGGCACCAACGUGGUCAGCCACGAAGGCCAGUCGUGGCAUGAAUACUGCUUCAACUGCAAGAAGUGCUCCAUCCCGCUGGCUAACAAGCCUUUUGUCUUCCAUGCCGAGCAGAUUUAUUGCCCUCCUUGUGCCAAGAAGCUGUAAAGAGGAGGAGGAGCAGCAGGAAGAAAAGCAAGCAACUGCCUUGCGGCCGAGUGGCUUUUGAGCCUUGUGCUUGGAUACAAGCGACCUAGCUGUCCGUUUCCCAUUGUUUGCUUUCUUAGGAGGGUAAGGCCCUCUCUUUACUCACUCCGCCCCCCGCUUCCCUUCUGCAGGUGAUAUUAAAUAAAAAUGCCACCCUAAGAGCUGCCGCUAACUCUGCUUCCUUGACAUCCUUGACGUCUUUAGGCUUCUGCUUCACAUAACCAAAUAUGCUUCUUGUGUUGGGGACGAAAUCCAACAAUAUGAGGGUGAACUCACAUGGCUGCUUGUCUUUCAUUUGUUGUGUAGUCACAUUAAACAAAGCCCUUGAACCGA